AUGGAGCUAGAAAUUGACUCAAAGCUUGCGGUGGAUUUUGGGUAUUGUGACAAGCGAAGGCAGAGUGAAAUUGAAUAUAUAGAAAAGCUAUUCAAUGGCAGGGGUGAGUCAAACAAAUCUAUAGAAAAGCUGGCCGAGCAAUUGACUUUCACCACAGCUGGAUUAAAAUCCAGCGGCUCGAGAUCGCAAGAAGCUCCUAACUGCAAGUCUUAUGCUUCUAGAAACUCAAGCAGAUUCGAUAGCAAUGCAGUGACGUAA
Molecule: messenger RNA, 258 nt
Organism: Dovyalis caffra
Lineage: Eukaryota; Viridiplantae; Streptophyta; Magnoliopsida; Malpighiales; Salicaceae
Source: the annotation of a GenBank genome assembly